UGUCUUCCUCUGUUUUUCUUCUCGAGUUUUCCAUCUGAGAGAAAAAGCUACUGAUCUUCUUCUUUUUCAAAACCCAAUAAGGUCAGAGAACCUCUCGUUCUCCUUAUUCUGAGUGAUGGGUGUGAGCAGCCGUUGUUCCCACACUUCCCACAUCACCGAAAUCAUCAUCACCAGCUUCUUUCGCCACAAACUCUAAAUUUUCUUCAGGCUUCGGAUCAUUAUCGUCUCAAACCAGGCUGUGAUGUCUGAUUAAAAUUCUUAACAUAAACUGAUCGAUAUAGAACUUAAACCAAAUUUGAAAGAGUAAACAUGGCCGGCGUUGGGAGGGUCUUUAGUAGUAGCGGUGGUGCCUCGUUUCUGCUUCGGAAUCAGAGAGGUUCUCCUGCUUCUGAGCCUCUCGAAUCUCUUUUCCUUUCUGGGUCCUCUAAUGCUUCCUCUACGUCUCCUUUUUUGGGUUCAUCCAUGGUGAGUUUCGAAGAUGUUCGAGGAGGAAAUGGAUUGAAGAGGUCCAUGUUCCACCAAUACGAGCGCGAAGACAAUUGUGAUGAGGAGUUUGAUGACUACUUUCAUCAACCUGGAAAGAAGAGGCGGCUUACUGCUGAUCAAGUCCAGUUCCUUGAGAAAAGCUUUGACUUGGAAAACAAGCUUGAACCAGAAAGGAAGAUCUUGCUUGCAAAAGACCUUGGCUUGCAGCCUCGGCAGGUUGCGAUUUGGUUCCAAAACCGCCGCGCAAGGUGGAAGACUAAGCAGCUGGAGAAGGACUAUGAUCUUUUGCAAGCCAACUACAAUAGUCUCAAGGCGGACUGCGAUAGCCUUUGUAAAGAGAAUGAUAAACUCAAAGCUGAUGUUCUUGAGCUCUCGGACAGGCUGCAUCUCAAAGAUAAAGUGAGGGCAAACUCAGAACAAUCGGAUACGAACAAAUCACACCAGGAACCACAGCGAACACCAAUUGCUGAAUCGGUCUCCUCGGAAGGUGAAGACUCCAAAGUCUCGGUUGUGGCAUGUAAGGAAGAUCCCAGCUUAAUCAGGAGUGAUAUGUUUGAUUCGGAUAGCUCACAUUACACUGAUGGUGUUCACUCUUCUCUGUUAGAACGUGGUGAUUCUUCAUAUAUGUUUGAGCCUGAUCAGUCUGAUAUUUCCCAAGAUGAAGAAGAUAACUUGAGCAAGAGCCUGUUGCCAACAUACAUCUUUCCGAAGCUUGAAGAUGUCGACUACACAUGCCCUCCUGCAAACUCAUAUAAUUUCGGGUUCCCAGUGGAAGAUCAUGCCUUUUGGUCCUGGUCUUACUAGGAGAUGUUUGGUAAAUACGAAUUCUGCGUUAUCCUGUUCUUAUUUGAUAGUAUAACAUACGAGUGAGAAUAAGUAAUGAACCCGAGCAGCAUCAAUGGCACUCUGAUCUAGAUGUGGUGCUGGUUUUAGUUUUCAGUUCAAAAAGAAAAUCGGUGUUUGGCCCAUUUGUAAUCUUAUCAAGGAAUUGGGGUUCUGUACGUAGUGUUUCAUGUACCAGUUUUGUAUGGAAGUGUAAUUAAAUAAGAAGUCUCUUAUGUAAUUAAGCCAUUCUAUGCAAAUGCGAUUUCAUUUCAGCUCCA
Molecule: messenger RNA, 1589 nt
Organism: Argentina anserina (silverweed cinquefoil)
Lineage: Eukaryota; Viridiplantae; Streptophyta; Magnoliopsida; Rosales; Rosaceae
Product: homeobox-leucine zipper protein HAT5-like
Exons: 3
Coding region: 310-1290 (326 amino acids)
Biological process (GO): positive regulation of DNA-templated transcription
Cellular component (GO): nucleus
Molecular function (GO): sequence-specific DNA binding; DNA-binding transcription factor activity, RNA polymerase II-specific
Source: RefSeq, a predicted model, not a curated record